Prunus mume (Japanese apricot) is the source of this 711-nucleotide messenger RNA. RefSeq names its product large ribosomal subunit protein P1. Lineage: Eukaryota; Viridiplantae; Streptophyta; Magnoliopsida; Rosales; Rosaceae. Gene Ontology annotation, biological process: cytoplasmic translation; translational elongation. The record is from RefSeq and is a predicted model, not a curated record. Gene Ontology annotation, cellular component: ribosome; cytosolic large ribosomal subunit. Gene Ontology annotation, molecular function: ribonucleoprotein complex binding; structural constituent of ribosome; protein kinase activator activity.
CCCUGCCUCACUAGAAAAUCAGGAACCCUAGAAGAGAAGUGUCGAGGUUUUGCAGCCGCGCAGCACUCUAAGCUCAGAGAGAAACCCGUCCAUCUCAGAUCUCAUCUCUCUCAGUGAAAAACGAUGUCAGUCUCAGAGCUUGCUUGCACUUACGCCGCCCUAGUCCUCCAUGACGAUGGCAUCCCCAUCACUGCUGAGAAGAUUGCAACAUUGGUGAAAGCUGCCAAUGUCACAGUUGAGUCCUACUGGCCUGGAUUGUUCGCUAAGCUCGCCGAGAAGCGAAACAUUGAGGACCUUAUUCUGAAUGUCGGUGCCGGAGGGGGUGGUGGUGCAGUUGCUGUUGCCGCCCCAGGUGCAGGUGCCGCUGCCCCUGCUGCUGCUCCCGCAGCAGAGGAAAAGAAGGAGGAACCCAAGGAAGAAAGUGAUGACGAUAUGGGAUUCAGCUUGUUUGAUUAGGAGCUUCCUCCAAACAAGAUAUAGUCCACUUUUCAGUUUGCUGGUUUUUAGUACUUUUGAGACUAGUUAACCAUAUCAAUGUAGUAGGGCUUUCUUUAUUUUUGGCUUUUUGUUAUGUAUUUCUGAUGGACAAAUUGUUCAGAGUCUGGGGUUUCCUGCUGAGCACUAUCAUUUUGAACAAUCUCAUUUUGAGCUGAUAUAAAAGUAUGUCCCCCAUUUAAUCUUAAUUUGAAUGGUUUGCAAUGGUUUUUGAAA